Molecule: messenger RNA, 780 nt
Organism: Loxodonta africana (African savanna elephant)
Lineage: Eukaryota; Metazoa; Chordata; Mammalia; Proboscidea; Elephantidae
Gene: VENTX
Product: VENT homeobox
Exons: 3
Coding region: 1-780 (259 amino acids)
Biological process (GO): regulation of DNA-templated transcription
Molecular function (GO): DNA binding; DNA-binding transcription factor activity, RNA polymerase II-specific
Source: RefSeq, a predicted model, not a curated record
AUGCCUCCCUCCUCCGACCUGCACCAGGGCCACAAACCACACUCCAGUUUCUUCUCCGUGGACUGGCUAGCCCAGAGCAGCCACUCGGGGCCAAUAUGCACGUCCAGGCCCAGCGAGAUCUCUUGGAGGGGCUUAACUGCCCCCGUCUGGGUGCCCAGCAGAGGGGAGCCCCCUCAGAACAUGGCCAUCGAUGGGGCUAAGACCCCAGAUCUGCGUGUGCGAGGGACACCUGUGGCUGGGCUGAACAAGGAGCCAGACCCUUUGCGGGCUCCCCGGGUGCGUACGGCCUUCACUACAGCUCAGAUCAGCACCCUGGAGAGCGCCUUCAAGCUUCACCAGUACCUGGGCCCCCAGGAGCGGAAGAAGCUGGCCAAAGAGAUGCACCUGACUGAGGUGCAGAUAAAAACUUGGUUUCAGAAUCGUAGAAUGAAACACAAACGCCAGUUGCAGGACUCACAGCUCAGUGUCCCCUUCUCUGGACCCCUCUACGGGCCCCUGGCCAUCCAUCCACCGUCUCCUGUCCUGGGUAGUGGCUUGCAGCUGUUUUACCGUGGGGCACCCCUGCCUGCCGCCCCAGCUGUUUUGCUGCCUCUGGGCUCCUUCUGGGGUCCCUGCCCAGUAGAGCAGGUCUUGAUGGCCUCUGCGUGGAAUCCCUGCAGCAGGCAAUCUCAGACACACCACCUCCCAGAGCCUGGGGGCCAGGCGCGCUUGUUGGCGCAGGCCUCAUCCAGGGGCUCCUGGGGCCUGUGUGAUCUACCUGAAACCGAGGAUGCCUUUUGA